GGCUGCAACCUUUUCAGGUUUCUUUCAGUAGUGUGCAUCUGAGAGUCUGCUGAGAAAUGAUGGGAAGUUUGCCCAGCAAAGGGAAAAGUGUCUCCAGCCCAAGCUCCAACCCCAAUUCCUCUGGUAUGGGCCAGGGACCUGUGUCCACACAAGCAGAGAGAAACAAGGUCACAGCUGUGGCCCUGGGCAGUUUCCCAGCAGGUGAGCAGACAGAACUGUCACUGAGACUUGGGGAGCCACUGACCAUCGUCUCUGAGGAUGGAGACUGGUGGACAGUCAUAUCGGAAGUCUCAGGCAGAGAGUACCACAUCCCCAGUGUGCAUGUGGCUAAAGUCUCCCACGGGUGGCUGUAUGAGGGUCUGAGCAGAGAGAGAGCUGAGGAACUACUCUUGUUGCCUGGGAACCCCGGAGGGGCCUUCCUUAUCAGAGAGAGCCAGACCAGGAGAGGCUGCUAUUCCCUGUCCAUCCGGCUCAGCCGCCCUUCAUCUUGGGACCGGAUCAGACACUACAGGAUACAGCGCCUUGACAAUGGCUGGCUAUACAUCUCACCACGCCUCACCUUCCCCUCACUGCAGGCCCUGGUGGACCAUUACUCUGAGCUGGCGGAUGACAUCUGCUGUGUCCUCAAGGAGCCCUGUGUCCUGCAGAAGCUUGGCCCACUACCUGGCAAAGAUAUACCUCUACCCGUGACUGUGCAGGCGGCAUCACUCAACUGGAAAGAGCUGGACAGGUAAAGGGACACGCUGUUUUUGGAAGCACCUGCCAGUGGGCAGGCAUCUCUUCUCAGUGAGGGGCUCCGAGAAUCUCUCAGUUCCUACAUCAGCCUGACUGAGGAUAACUCCUUGGAUGAUGCCUAGUCCAAGCAGAAAGCGAAAGGGUACCGAGGCCGCGUCACCUAAGACUCCAACUCAGCUGAACCCGAUGCAGCACCUUAGAGGCAAGGCUGUGAAUGUGUGAACGCAGACAGGGUUGGGCUGGGAGGCAGGCACAUCCAGGGUUCCACCUGGACCUUCUGCCCCUUACUCUCUAGACUGUAAGAAGUCAUUUAUCUCCUCCCAAGGCCUUCAACUCCUAGUCCAUGUGCAACGCAGUUCAAAGCAGGGGCAUAAAUUACUUCUGAGGUUUGGCAAGUCAGUUCCUGAGAAGGAUGUCCAGUAGGAUUGCUGUGUCCCAUCCCCCAUUGUGACUGCCCAUCAGCCCUACUGAGGCAGAGAUCACCACUAGCAUGGAGAGAAAAAAUACUAGGGAAAUUUACAAGACUGAACAAGAAUGCAAACACAUUUCAGAUGGUAGGAUGGCUCAGAAAGCAGAGCACUUGAUGGGUUACCACAGCAGCCUCCACCUCAUCCAAAGUACAGCAAGACCAACAAUCUAGAUCUUCCCAUGAUCCCUCAUAUCAAGUUUCCCUUUCAACAGCCCAGCUCUCAGAUCUCUACUUCACUUAGCGUCAACCCAAACACAGCCCAGUCAUACCCCACCCAGUCUUGCCAUCUGGUGGCCAAACACAAAAUGCACUGUUUAUGUCACCUAUCUCAGUGCUGGGCCAGGACAUCAAACAGUAGACCCUCUACCCUCUCUGCAAUGUUAACACCAAGGCACUAACCAUCACCUACUCCAGCUCCUCAUUUCUCUGACAGCCCAAAAGAGAAAGAGGCCUAGCCGAAGCUGCUAUGGGAGCGGGGUGGUGGUGGUACUGUGCCUGACACUCCUACUAGGUUCCGAGGGUACAGGUGUGUAAGCGAGG
Cricetulus griseus (Chinese hamster) is the source of this 1744-nucleotide messenger RNA. Lineage: Eukaryota; Metazoa; Chordata; Mammalia; Rodentia; Cricetidae. The record is from RefSeq and is a predicted model, not a curated record.